AUGUUUCGAUGCUCAAGGUUUUUAAAAUUCGGAAAUUUAUCAUACUUCAUUCAUAAACCAACAGUAAUAAUUUCAAGAACCAUUUCUGCAAAUGCCUCAAAUAAAGUCAAAUAUAAUUGGGAAGAUCCACUUGAUCUAGAAUCAAUGCUGACAAGUGAAGAGGUUGCAAUUAGAGAUACUGCAAAAGAAUAUUGUCAAACUAAACUGUUGCCACGAAUUAUAGAAGCAUAUCGACAAGAAAAAUUUGAUAGAGAGAUUUUAAAUGAGAUGGGGGAAUUAGGAUUAUUAGGAUCUACAAUUCAAGGAUAUGGUUGUGCUGGUGUAUCAUCAGUUGCUUAUGGUUUGAUUGCACGUGAAGUUGAAAGAGAGAUUUUAAAUGAGAUGGGGGAAUUAGGAUUAUUAGGAUCUACAAUUCAAGGAUAUGGUUGUGCUGGUGUAUCAUCAGUUGCUUAUGGUUUGAUUGCACGUGAAGUUGAAAGGAUAGAUAGUGGAUAUCGAUCUUCCAUGAGUGUUCAAUCAUCUCUUGUAAUGCAUCCUAUUUAUACUUAUGGUACUGAAAAACAAAAACAAAAAUAUUUACCAAGAUUAGCAAAAGGUGAAAUAGUUGGUGCAUUCGGAUUAACAGAACCUAAUCAUGGAUCUGAUCCGGGAGGUAUGCAAACAUAUGCAGAUAAAAAAAAUGGAGUCUAUAUACUACACGGGUCAAAAACAUGGAUCACCAAUUCACCGAUUGCUGAUGUUUUUAUUAUCUGGGCCAAAUGUAAAGAGGAUCACAAGAUUCGUGGAUUUAUAUUAGAAAAGGGAAUGAAAGGAUUAUGGGCGCCAACAAUUAAAGGCAAACUAUCGCUUCGAGCAUCAAUUACUGGGAUGAUUAUGAUGGAUAAUGUAGAAGUUCCUGAAGAAAAUUUGUUACCCGAAGUGGAAGGUCUAAAAGGACCAUUUGGUUGUCUUAAUAAUGCACGAUAUGGAAUAGCAUGGGGAGUUAUGGGCGCAGCAGAAUUUUGUUUAGCACAAGCUCGUGAAUACGCAUUGAAUCGAGUGCAAUUUGGAGCACCGUUAGCUCGAUUUCAAUUAAUUCAAAAGAAAUUCGCUGAUGCUAAUACUGAGAUUGCGCUUGGAUUACAAUCAUGUUUGAGAGUUGGUAGAUUAAAAGAUGAGCAAAAAGUGUCACCAGAAAUGAUAUCGUUAAUUAAACGAAAUUCAUGUAAUAAAGCUUUAGAUAUAGCUAGAUCUAUGAGAGAUGUGUUGGGAGGUAAUGGAAUCAGUGACGAAUAUCAUAUUAUGCGACAUGAACAAAAUUUAUGCACUACUAAUACAUAUGAAGGAACUUAUGAUAUUCAUACACUUAUUUUGGGUAAAGCAAUAACCGGAGAACAAGCAUUUACAGCUUCAUAA
Messenger RNA from Entrophospora sp. SA101, 1395 nucleotides. Lineage: Eukaryota; Fungi; Glomeromycota; Glomeromycetes; Entrophosporales; Entrophosporaceae. The record is from the annotation of a GenBank genome assembly.